GCCGAAGAUGUCGGCUCGGUCAUGUGAUCAGCUGUGUCCAAUCACAGCUGAUCACAUGGCACUGAUGAUCAGUGUGGCCGCAGAAGUGCCACCUGUCAGUGCUCAUCAGUGCCAGUGCCACAUCAAUGCCAUAUCAGUGCCCAUCUGAGCUGCCUUUCAAUGUCACCCAUCAAUGCCAAUCAGUGCCGCCUAUCAGUGCCAUGUAUCAGUGCCGCCUUUCAGUGAUACCUGUCAAUGCCCAUCAGUGCAACCUACCAGUGCCUCAUCAGUGUCCAUCAGUGCAGCCUCAGUGCCCAUCACUGCAGCCUCAUUAGCGCACAUUGGUGAAG
Messenger RNA from Staurois parvus, 329 nucleotides. The record is from the annotation of a GenBank genome assembly. Lineage: Eukaryota; Metazoa; Chordata; Amphibia; Anura; Ranidae.